Messenger RNA from Paraglomus occultum, 149 nucleotides. NCBI's taxonomy places the organism in Eukaryota, Fungi, Glomeromycota, Glomeromycetes, Paraglomerales, Paraglomeraceae. The record is from the annotation of a GenBank genome assembly.
ACGUAGCGCAUGUGCUCAUGCAGAAAUGCUUGCCAUAUUAUUUCAAAUCUGAACGUGUAUUGGGGUUGUCCACCCGCACUGAUCUACAGUAUCCAAUAGAGGGGUCUCAGUGGGAGUGGAUAUUGUUUCUGAAUUACUGCGUCGAUAUG